AUGGAAGCCGUGGGAGAGAAUAAAACGCACGUUCUUGCGGAGUCGCUCUUGGCUCAUGAAAUUAGUCCCGAUGCGUGGCAGCAGGCGGUGCGGCCCGAGGCGAACUCACCUGCCGGACAAGAAGAAGUGAGCGGGGGCGAUGGCAACCAGAUCCUUUUUUCAGCUGCACUAGCCUCCAAGAAACCUCCAGGACGUUUGGUGGCAGAGCUGCAGAUAGAGACCCUUUCGACGACGUGUGGACGCAUAUUUUUGUAUUCGUGGUAUUUUAUGCUUUUGUUUGCGUUGUUUCUCCAGUCCAUGGUUUCAUUGCAGUGGGAAAUGACGAACAUUUGUGGGGCCACGCAAGAGAGCCUCUAUAAGCUGGACAAGUGGAGUAGUCCCUGCGUUCAGAGUCGUGCGCAAAGAUCCGAUGCUAUCAACUGGUCCGAAUUUGCUGUGGGGGGAAAUUUGCACGAUGUUCCAGUGGACAUUUUACAAGGUUCUACCAUAGGAGAGGAGGAAAUAACGGGAUCGGUAAGGAAUGUCACUAUUAUACCGAAUGAUUUUGGGUUCCGCCGUCAACGUACCCUCCGUUGGGUAGGCGAUGGCCAAGGAAUGCUCCUGGAUUUAAAACUUAACCGUUUUGUGAGGGUCAUCUUGAGCAUGGCCUCGCCGCGGGAUCAGUUACCGGAGGGGGUCAAUUGGGAAAAGUAUCCACUUAUGAUUGCCCUCGAAGAGUCACUGCUUCCCUCAGAUGACAACGAGAGCAGCAGUAGUGACAUGCAACCAAAAAAAUCUGUCUUUUUUUACAACACGAGCACUAUAUGCUAUCGUUCUAUUCCGCGCUGUUCUUCGGUGGUGCUUCCGCAGACCGUGGCGGUGGCUACGAACGAGUCGCGAAUUACGCUUACCAUCUUUGGAGUGGAUGAGGCUCUGGCAAACGUUUCUGCUGCAUCUGCCGUGGGGAUAUUCUUUCAAAGGGCUGAAUACACCAUGGGUACUAUUGUGUGCCGUUAUGUAUUUUUGUUUUUUUCCAUUCUUCACCUCAUUCGGUUUAUUUAUCGCAAGCGGUACUCGAGAACCCUUUACGAACAGCACUGGGUGAUGUUCUUGCACCUGGCACUUUACCUGUACCUCGAUCCCGUUUUUGUUGCGGGUAUUUACGAAACCCAAGGAGCAUCAGUGUAUCAUUUUUUUGAGUUUCACGUUCCAACCUACUUCGCGGCCUUACUAAGCUGUUUUAUUUACGCAUUGAUUACGGCUUCCAUGAGCUGGACUAUCAGCAGUGAGGAGAGGGCGAGGUAUAGAUCUCUGUCAGAGAGUGAAGCUCUUAGGGAAACUGUAGGGCCAUGUGCCGUUUUUGCUUCUUCACCCACCUUGGGGACCGCAGGUUUGGCUGUUGGUAUGCCACCCGUGUUGACAUCAUCGUUACAGGAAGAAGAAGAAAGAUGCCCAUCACCAAGGGAAAUUUCGCGUCGGGCGUCUUUUUCGGGUUUAAAUGAGAUUCGUCCCAUUGAGGUGGUAGAUGGUGCCAUCCCGCUAUGGGCGAAAUUUUCAAUGGCGAACUAUUUGCUGGCGGUCUUUCUUCUUGACCUUGCCCAGUCUUAUGUUGGAGGUUGGGAUUGGGGAACAGAUAUGACGUGCGUGAGCUUCUCAUGCUUAUAUAUUCGCUACACCCUUUAUAGCUUGAUGCUGAUUUUUAUAAUUGUUUGUUGUGUGUUGCUUGUGCAGCUUCACCGCAGUCUUGGUAGACGUCCGUACUUGGAGACCCGGCCUCAACAGCUGGCAUGUCGUGUUUUCAUUUUUGUAUUUACGACAGCAUUGAUCUACUUCGUCGUGCAGGUGAUUCUGAUUGCCUUUCUCUACCCUCAGAUCAUCGGCAUCGUGGCGUACCAACCGUUUACGCAGCUUUCCCCAGUAAUUGUCUCCACCUUUUUUGUCAAUCAUAUCACAUUUGUUUACACGACUACUGUCGCCUCACGUCGUGUGCCGAUACGCCCUGAAAAUCCGCAUUGGCGCCGUGUUGUUUGGUCGAGCGAAUGGUAUCGCUGGCUUAAUCUGCACGGUGGGAUAUUGUACAUCUUCCAUAAUGAGCGGCAGGAGCGGUACUUUAACUGGGUGCAGAACAAAGGGAAAAAUUCCUCAGAGCCUUGUUGUGAGGCAAAUGGUACUGCCGUUAAGAAAAAGCGGUCAACACGGGAAGAAGUUGGUGAGGAGGCGAAUGCCGGCGCUGCCGUGCUUGGAAGUGAAGGAAGGACGUGUGAACAAAGGGCAGCUGUGGCUGAGAACAAAGAUGGGGACUUCUCUUCAGAGAGCAGCGACACCGGGGCGAGCGAUAACGACAGGGAUUAUGUGGACUCACAGACGGAGAGGCCGCAUCCUCUGCGAACCCCGCGGACCCGAGGCGGGGUGGUGGAGUUUCUGGAGAAGGCUGAGCGUCACCUGAUUGACCGGCCCGCGAUUCUUAUUGAUCACCUUGAAGGGGUCCUGGUGGAUCCUCUGCAGUCUCUUUUUUUGCGCCGCAGGGGUCGAAUGCCCUUUUUUAACUUGGAGACUGCCAUCGACUGCCUCAACUUGUCAUGGGAGGCGUAUGUGGCGACUGAGAGACAGGGAGAGACGGAGGGGGUGGCAGAUGUAGUGGAGUUUGUAGACGAGCCUGGUGCGGGUCUUUCUCAGCGUUCCAGGCAUUGCGGUGACUCAUGCUGUCCUCUGUUGGGCGGGGGAGAUGCUGGGAUAAGAAAUAAUAGUGAUUGUGACAACGACGACGGCGAACUGCACUUGGACAACGGCGAACAUUGCGAUAAUCAUGACAUUAGGGACUCUGUGAAAGGGGAUUCGAAACGGGCUGAGAGCUUUGCCGUAUUUACGGGGGAAACACCAUCGCCCAAUUCAAGGAUGAGCACGGAGCAGUACGGCUACAAACAGCUUGCCGUGGUUGAGGUUCGUGAAGUACAGGUGGUCAUCACUGUCAUGGACACAACGCUUCCCUGCCACCAUCAUAAGCAUCCGCGCCUUGUGAUAGCGUUUCGUGGGACGGACAAUUUAUCUAAUGCCCGUGAGGAUUUGCGUUUCAGACGACGCGUUUGGAGAGAAGUGGACCCCUUGCGGCAGUGGGGCAUCAGGCAGAGCGCCAAGGUCCACACGGGAUUUCUUAGAAUGUGGAUUUCACUAAAAGAGACGGUGCUUCGCACCGUCAAAUCAUACUUGAGUGCAAACCCCACCGAGGUCUACAGUAUUUUUUGCACAGGGCACAGUCUUGGCGGCGCUCUUGCAAGCCUCUGUGCAUAUAGCUUGCGACGAAUGCUGCGCCUUAUGAAUUAUCCUCUUCUGGAGGUGACUGUUUACACCUUUGGGCAGCCAGCGCUUGGCAACAGGGCCUUUCAAAAGGCCUACGACAAGGCCGUCCCCCGCACCUUUCGUGUUGUGAACGAGAGCGACGCAGUGUCUCUCUUUACGGUUCUUGGUGGCUGUCAUGUUGGUAUUGAGGUUGACAUUGAUCGCCAUGGCAACUACAUCUGCAAGCCAAUGUUCAUUGAGCGUUGGUUCCGCCCCACGCAGGGCAGGGGAUUUGCUGUAGCGAAUCAUACACUUUUUUCAUAUGCCCAAUCUCUCAAUGCUGUGGCAGUGCGGAACAGUGGGGGCUCCUGCAAGGUGCGUUGCCUGGAGCCGUAUGUUUGCGCCAAAGGGGCGGUGCCGGAUGAUACAGAGCCGCAUUUGGCAACUUCAUCGCCGCCGUCGUCGUCGCCCGCGUAG
Trypanosoma cruzi is the source of this 3732-nucleotide messenger RNA. RefSeq names its product lipase domain protein, putative. Bases 1 to 3732 code for a protein of 1243 amino acids. Lineage: Eukaryota; Euglenozoa; Kinetoplastea; Trypanosomatida; Trypanosomatidae. The record is from RefSeq and is a predicted model, not a curated record. The transcript has a single exon. Gene Ontology annotation, biological process: lipid metabolic process.